This is a messenger RNA of Cyanistes caeruleus (blue tit), 1467 nucleotides long. Lineage: Eukaryota; Metazoa; Chordata; Aves; Passeriformes; Paridae. The record is from RefSeq and is a predicted model, not a curated record.
ACUCUGGUGGGGGGACCUGUGUGUGCCCCCCAGCCCCGCUGGAGUGGGGGUUCCCGUGGCCACUGAGGGACAGCUCCGGGGGGUUCCUGGACUCCAUCGUCCCGCCCAGCCUGGAGCAGCAUCUCGUGUGCUGGGUCCCCCCAUCCGGCGCCCGCAGACCCGCCGGGGCUGGCAGCUCUGGAAAGCCGGUUCUGCUUUCCUGGCCAAGGUCACUGACGCAACAGGGAAAGUUCCCAGCUGGCACCUGGGGGGAACAGCCAGUGCAGCUGCAGCCAUGGCACUCUGCACCUUCACCCUCCUCCUCCUCCUCCUCCUGCAGGACAUGCUGACCUUCCCGGAGCAUGGACACUGCCUCCAGCGGCAGAAGAGGGACUGGAUCAUCCCCCCCAUCAACUGCCCCGAGAAUAAUCAGGGACCCUUCCCCAAGAAGCUGGUGCAGAUCAAAUCCAGCAAGGACAAGGAGACCAAGGUUUUCUACAGCAUCACGGGGCAGGGAGCAGACACCAUCCCCGUGGGUGUCUUCAUCAUCGAGCGGGAGACGGGGUGGCUGGAGGUGACAAAACCCCUGGACCGGGAGGACAAGGAUAAAUAUGUGCUCUACUCCCAUGCUGUGUCAGCCAACGGGCAGCCUGUGGAAGACACCAUGGAGAUCAUCAUCACCGUCACUGACCAGAACGACAACCGGCCCGUCUUCACCCAGGCAGUUUUCCAGGGCUCUGUGCUGGAGGGAGCUAAGCCAGGCACGUCGGUUCUGCAGGUGCUGGCCACCGACGCAGACGACGCCGUGAACACCAACAAUGGCGUUGUGAGAUAUUCCAUCCUGAGCCAGGUGCCAGAGAAGCCCCAGCCCGGGAUGUUCACCAUCGACAGCAGCUCUGGGCUGGUCUCUGUAGCCAGGCUGGGGCUGGUGGCAGAGGUUGUCCCUGAAUACACACUGGAGAUCCAGGCUGCCGACCAGGAGGGGAUGGGGCUGCGAGCCACCGCCACGGCCCGCAUCACGGUGCAGGUGAGACGCUGAGCCCCCCGGUGCCCCGGCAGUGCAGAAGGGCAGGGCGAGGCUGUGGUGGAGCCGGUGCUGGCUCCUGACAGCCCCACGCGCCCGGCUGCCGCAGCACCGAUGCGCUCCAGGUGCUUUCCGUGGUGGGAGGCGAGACCGGGAUGGCAGCUGUGCUGUGGCUCCUCCUGGCCCAGUGCCCCAGCUUCCCACCGGGCUCUGGGCCACCAGCCUCGGGGCCACGGCGCUGCCGGAGCGUGGGUGCCAGCGGGGCUCCUGGGCACAGCUCCCAGCGGGAAGCCGCCCGUGCGGCUCGGCCCAGCCGGGGAGGAGCACCCGGUUCUGCGGGAGCCCCGUGCCAGGAUAGCGGCAUCCAGCCGCGCCAGCUCCACCGGGAGAGCCGUGGCGCCACGGGAGGCCGGGCUGGGGAUGGCGUUUUGUGCAGGGUCAUCGGCCACAGGUCCCUGGCCGAG